Grosmannia clavigera kw1407 is the source of this 1488-nucleotide messenger RNA. Its product is annotated as vitamin b6 transporter bsu1. The transcript has 3 exons. The record is from RefSeq and is a predicted model, not a curated record. The coding region runs from base 1 to 1488 and encodes 495 amino acids. Lineage: Eukaryota; Fungi; Ascomycota; Sordariomycetes; Ophiostomatales; Ophiostomataceae. Gene Ontology annotation, molecular function: transmembrane transporter activity. Gene Ontology annotation, biological process: transmembrane transport.
AUGUCCGUCCCGUCGACCGAGCCGAAAGGCAUGUUUGACGACAAGGAAAAGGCCGGCUCGUUCGACAGCCCGGCCACACCAAUGGACACCGAUGCCACGCUCAACACGCUGCAGCGCGUCAGGACGGCCGAUGCAGCGCAUCCAGUCCACUGGAGCGGCCUGAAGAAGUGGACCAUCAUCACCAUCUACUGUGCCCUGCAGGUCUUUGUCACCAUCACGUCGACCAGCUACGUCAGCGCCGAGUUCCUCGUCCAGGAAAAGUUCAACAAGUCCACCCAGAUCGUCACUCUCGGCCAGAGCAUGUUCAUCCUGGGCAAUGCCAUCGGACCGGCCUUUCUCGGCCCCCUGUCGGAUAUCGGUGGCCGCAAAUGGGUUUACGUCAUCUCCAUUUUGCUCUUCGCCAUUCUGAACAUCGGCACUGCCCUGGCCCGCAACAUGGCCAUGCUCAUCAUCUUCCAGUUCCUGUGUGGUGCCGCCGGCAGCACCGCCCUGUCCAACGUCGCCGGCACUAUUGCCGACCUCUACGGCGAUGCUGACAAUGCCGGCCAGCCCAUGGCUCUCUUCGUCUUCGCCGCCAAUUGUGGCCCCAGUCUUGGCUCGCCCAUCGGCGAGUGGAUUGCAGACAAUCCGCACAUGGGUCUGAACUGGAUUUUCUGGAUCAAUGUCAUCAUCGGCGGCGCCUUUUCCCUCGGCAUGUGCUUCGUGCCUGAGACUCUGCCACGCAUUGUCAUCCGCGAUGCCGUGCGCAAGCACCAGGUCAACGACAGCGAGGAGAUCGCCAUCUCCGAGGAGCGCAUUGACGUCGUGCGCGAGAUGCGCUUCGUCACUACCAUGGCCCUCCGCAUCAUGUGCACCGAGCCGAUUGUCAUCUUCCUGGCCAUCUACAACGGCUUUGCCUAUGGCCUGCUCUUCCUCUACCUCGACGGCGUCUUUGACGUCUUCGUCGUCAACAACGGUCUCUCCUACAUCGGCGCUGAUCUGACCUACCUCAACUUUAUCGUCGGUGUCACCGUCAUGUUCCUCUUCGUCCCCGUCCAGACCUAUUUCUUCACCCGCGAUCGCCAGAGCAACGGCGGCACGCCGCGCCCCGAAGCUCGUUUCCUCACCUCGCUCGUCUGUGUCUGGCUCUUCCCCGUCUCGCUGCUCUGGUUCGCCUUCACCUGCAGUGGCAACACCUCCUUCUGGUCGCCCGUCGUCGCCGGUGGCGUGCUCGGCUUCUGCGACCCCCUGCUCUACCUCGCCAUGCUCAACUACAUCACCGACGUCUACACCAACGUAGCUGCUUCGGCCAUUGCUGCCUUCCUGAUCCCCUCCUUCGGCCUUGCCGCUGCCUUUGCUCAUAUCGGCAUUGUCAUGUUCGACAACAUGAGCGCCAAGUGGGCCAUGGCCACGCUCGGCUUCGUCUCCUUCGGCCUGGUCGCCCUGGUCUACGUCCUUUACUUUUUCGGUCCCCGGAUACGGUCCUGGUCGAAGCUCGCAAAGCACUGA